This is a messenger RNA of Rotaria sordida, 348 nucleotides long. The record is from the annotation of a GenBank genome assembly. Lineage: Eukaryota; Metazoa; Rotifera; Eurotatoria; Philodinida; Philodinidae.
AUGAAUAUUUAUCAAGAUAAAAUAAAUGAUAUUGUACAAGGUGUUUAUCUUGUUCGAUCAUGUAAUAAUCAAUAUGUUCGAAUAAGUAAAUUAACUGAUGAUUAUUUAAAUACAACUGGAAUUAUAAGUCAAAUUAAUGAAACAAGAGAAGGACAUGCCAUUUUUUAUAGAAAUAAUCGUUAUUAUAUGAUGACAAGUCAUUUAACUGGAUGGAGUUCAAAUCCAGCUGAACUUUUUAUAACUAAUCAAAAUAAUUUAAAAAAUGCUAAAUGGUAUUCAUUAGUAAAUCCAACAAAUUCUUCAAUAACUUUUAAUUCUCAAUCAACAUUUGUUCUUUCAUUUCCUUGA